Amyelois transitella is the source of this 1863-nucleotide messenger RNA. It is a transcript of the gene JMJD5, whose product is annotated as lysine-specific demethylase 8. The record is from RefSeq and is a predicted model, not a curated record. Lineage: Eukaryota; Metazoa; Arthropoda; Insecta; Lepidoptera; Pyralidae. The transcript has a single exon. Gene Ontology annotation, cellular component: nucleus. Gene Ontology annotation, molecular function: histone H3K36 demethylase activity. The coding region runs from base 462 to 1664 and encodes 400 amino acids.
CCAUUUGAUUAUGGACUUCACUUAAUGGAAAAGAUAUUUAUAGGAUGCACGAAAAUUUUCGAUUUAAGUCCGAUUUCCAGAAACAAUAAAUUUUGGUUGUAUAAGAGCAUGUUUUCACUACUACGAGAAUGAGAAAAAAAAAUGUUUGUCAUUGUCAGUUCAGUAAAGUAAAUGUCAACUUGAGCUAUGUUUGUAAACAAAGUAUAUAGGAUUAGUUUGUAAAGUACAAUCCCGGAUUUAAUAGAUAUUUUUUAGCAAAUUGCAAUACCUGCAUAUUAAACCAAUUCAAUCAAAGAAGCAGUACAAUCAGUAUUUAUUUUACAAGAGAUAAAAGUCCUAUCAAUAGUAUAGAAAUAUUUUUAGGUUAUGUUUAGAUUUAGAAUAUAUGUUUCUAAUAAAUUUAUUUUGCAAUAUUGAUUUGCUUUGAAUUGCAAAGAAAUCGUUAGAUUUACUUUUUAACAAUGCUGCAUAAUGAAAUAGAGGAAAACAUAGCAAAAUUUACAUCUGCUGUUCUUGCCUCAUUGGCAGAAAUAAUGGAGCUUAACAGCGCAUGCAAGGCGAUUUUGUGUGAAUAUUUAAAUAAUCCCAAAAGUAUUGAUGAAUGUGCUGAAGUGAAAAUUCAAGCAGUUAUCGAUUAUAUGUAUGAGCAAGUCAAUAUUGGGAACUGGAAAGAAGUAAAAUUAUUUCUAAGAAAAACUAUAACAAUAGCAACUUUUCUUAGACUAUUGUCACAUGCUAAACUUGCGCAAUCAGUAAAUGAUGAUUUUAUCAAGGAAUCAUUUAAAAUAAUUGACUUUGGCAUUCUUUUUGGAUGCCCUUUAGAUGAAGAACCAUCAUUACUACAGAAAUGUGCUUCUAUUUUCAACAAUCUUAUUGAAGAAGAAGACACAUCAAAGAAAGUCAAUAUGCAGAACAACUUAGAAGAAGUAAAUUUUGAUCUAAGCCAUUUAAAUACCCAGCCAAUAGAAAUAGUUGAUUGUCCAAGUAUGGAACAUUUUUACAGAAAUUAUAUUCUACGAGAGCAACCAAUAAUCUUGAGUAAUGGCAUUAACCACUGGCCUGCUCUGAAUAAAUGGAAGGAUCCAGAGUAUUUCAAAAAGUUAGCAGGGCCAAGGACUGUGCCAGUUGAAUUAGGUAAAGUUUACACAGAUUCAGAUUGGACACAAAAGUUGAUGACUAUAGGUGAAUUUAUAGACAACUACAUCUACCAAUCAAAUGGCCCCACAGGGUAUCUUGCUCAGUACCAACUGUUUGAUCAAAUCCCUGAAUUAAAAAAAGACAUUGUGGUACCGGAAUACUGUUGUUUUUCAGAGACUGAUGAACCUGUUGACAUCAUGGCCUGGUUUGGUCCAAAAGGAACAGUGUCAGCUUUACAUCAUGACCCAAAAAAGAACUUGCUAACCCAAGUUGUUGGUACGAAACAACUGUUUCUAUUUUCACCUAAUGAUACUCCGUACUUGUAUCCACAUUCACAUGAGCUAUUGAAUAACACAGCUCAAGUGGAUCCAAGGGAACCAGAUUUGGAGAAGUUUCCGAAUUAUAAGGAAGCCACAGCGUACCACUGUAUAUUGAGUCCGGGACAGAUGUUGUACAUCCCUCCCAAGUGGUGGCAUUUUGUUGAGUCUCUGUCUAUCAGCUUUUCAGUGAGUUUUUGGUGGGAUUGACAUUAUAGGUUCAAAGAUGUUUAUUUUGCUCAAUAAGACAUGAUACUAAGUCACUUACUUGAGAACAAUAUUAAGUGUUUCAGUGUAUAAAUACUAUAAGACAUAAUAUGUUAAAUAUCUAACUAAGAAAUUUAAUAAAUCUACCUCCAGGCAGGAUUGUGAUUUGAUGUUACAGUAAAUUUUAUUGGGGGUUAAUAAA